GAAACUUUACAUCAAUUCGACAAGAAUGAGAAUUCUCAACCUCACCUUCUUGUUACUUACCAUCUUAGUGAUUCUCUCUGCUGUGGACGUUGGUGAAUGCGGAAGAAAAUCUCACAGAAAAGUAAGAAAAGGGAUAAAAAAGGGAAUCAAGAAGGCUUCGAAGAAUGUGAAGAAGAUUCCGAAAGUCCGCAAUGUGAGGAAAAUCAAAGAUGGAACUGACGAUGUGGGGAAAAUCGAAAAUGGAAUUGAAGCAAUC
Molecule: messenger RNA, 256 nt
Organism: Cylicocyclus nassatus
Lineage: Eukaryota; Metazoa; Nematoda; Chromadorea; Rhabditida; Strongylidae
Source: the annotation of a GenBank genome assembly